Gymnodraco acuticeps is the source of this 1882-nucleotide messenger RNA. Its product is annotated as G2/M phase-specific E3 ubiquitin-protein ligase. The transcript is spliced from 12 exons. NCBI's taxonomy places the organism in Eukaryota, Metazoa, Chordata, Actinopteri, Perciformes, Bathydraconidae. The coding region runs from base 87 to 1829 and encodes 580 amino acids. Gene Ontology annotation, cellular component: nucleus. Gene Ontology annotation, molecular function: ubiquitin-protein transferase activity. The record is from RefSeq and is a predicted model, not a curated record.
GGGAGAGAAAGACCUUUUUUACAAAGGGACGGCAUAACUCCAAAAAUGAAAAGAAACAGAAAUUGGUGAAGAUUUCUGUUGGAGUAAUGAGGAGGAUGGAUGGCUGCCUUAAACCUGUGAGAGGGAGGUCACUUCCCCUUGAUGUUGAACCUCAAUGGGCAUGUGAAGAACUGUUGGCUGCUGCCAUAAAAAAGCAGAAAGCCUUUAACCAGGACUUCGAAGAUGGUGCCCAUGUCUUGUUGUACCCUGAUGCGAGGGUGAUAACAAAUAUCCCCGGAACGGACACCCCUUUCACAGUACAGAUGUACAAAGAGGCCAUUGGAAAGCCCUACCAACGAAUUACGUUGUACAUCUGUACUCUUGAAGCCGUUGAAAACAGUUGUUACACUGGAACAACCUCUUCAAGUGACGAGGACAGUGUGGUUGUUGCAAAGUUGCCAUCUGGAGACAGUCUUGCUGACACCGUGGUGUGGGACUUUCCAAAUGAACAGAGCACUCCCAGAAUGGACAACAGUUUGCCAGGACCUCUCAGGCACCCACAACCAGCGUCUGAUCGGGAUGGAGCACCAACCCCAUUCCAGGAAGAGGUCCAGUCUGCCCCGGGUCAGAACACCUUCUAUAGCAACUACACAAAUGUGUAUGCACCGAUCAUUAUCGACAGCCAGUCUGAGCCAGAAGAGGAAACGGAGCAAACUGCAGAGGAAAGCACAGAAUACCUGACUGCGCCAGACGUUGUUGCAGAACUCUCUGCAAAAAUAAAAAAUACCUCUUGCAGCAGGUUUAAUAUUAACCGAUCCAAUGUGUGGGAUGGAGCAAUCCGCGGCUUCAAACGGGCCUCAUUCGACCCCUCUCAUCAGAUGCAGGUUAAGUUUACUGAUGAUGAGGGACAAACUGAGGAUGGAGUGGACACUGGUGGUCCCAAGCGGGAGUUCCUGACCCUCCUUAUGGAAUGCCUGAGAAUGAGAAGAAUAUUUGAUGGUCCACAGGACAGGAAAUUCCUCACGUUCGACAAUGCAGCUGCAAAAGAUGACGAAUACUUUCAUGCUGGGAGGAUGAUUGCAACUUCUAUAGUUCAUGGUGGUCCAGGCCCCCGCUUCCUGUCAGAGACGCUCUACCAGCACCUCACUGGAAUGAAAAACACCAACAUUGAAGCCAUCAUUGAAGACAUUACUGAUGACACUAUGAGAGCUUCUCUGCUUGAGAUAUCCAGCGCAGCUACACUGGAGGAACUACAUGCAUCAAUCCACAGAAAUUCCAGCUUGUUGCAGACUGCAGGUUGCUUGCAGUACCCUGAUGGUGUGGAUGGCAAAAACGCAAUCAUAAAGGAUUUCAUGCAGUGGUACAUCAUUUACCGCAACCAUUUUGCCAUACAAAGAUUCAAAGACGGACUUGAAGCCUUGGAUGUGAUUCAUGCUUUGGAGCAGCAUGCAAGUGUUUUCAGAGCUUUUAUGUGCUCAAGUGUGGUAGAGCUGACUUCUGCCACAUUGGAGGAAGUCUUUGAGGUUCAGCACAACAGCGAAAAAGGAAGCUCAAGACGCCAUGAGGAAACCAGCGUGCUGGGAUUUUGGAGAGACUAUCUCCUUGAAAAAGAAGAAAAACGAACAGGACUCCUCCUCAGUGACAUCCUGAUGUUCUCAACAGGAUUAAACACCCUGCCACCAUCUGGAAUCCAGCCGAGACCCCAAUUGGUUUUUCACCGGACAUCUCGCUUUCCAAUCGGCAGAACCUGCUCAAACACAAUCGAAAUACCAAUGUCAAGCACCUACGAACAGUUUGAAAGUAACAUGGACUUUGGAAUCCAAAAUUCGCCUGGUUUUGGACUUUAUUGAAAGCUGGGCUUACAAUUUACAAAUUAGCCAUGUUCUUCAUAUUUAUAUAGUUC